Auanema sp. JU1783 is the source of this 3489-nucleotide messenger RNA. NCBI's taxonomy places the organism in Eukaryota, Metazoa, Nematoda, Chromadorea, Rhabditida, Rhabditidae. The record is from the annotation of a GenBank genome assembly.
AUGAAUUUAUCUGUGUUUUUGUUGUAUUUUGGCCUUCUCCUCUUCCAUCUGGAUCAGAAUGGGAGAAGCGUCGCUGCCCAAACGGAACGUCCAGUCGUCACUCCACAAAACAAUAAUUUAACUUAUUUAAAUUGUUUGCCUGCCGAAACAUUCAUACAAACUCACAUGGCGCCGGACUUUUUAUCGCCUCAACUGGUUCGACGACUUGAUUGGUUUCAUGAAGAUGCUCUCAUUGCCAGCUAUCAACAGAAUGUCAUCGAUGAUUCGUCCAGGCAAUGGUGGGUGGCUGAUAAACGAUUUCAAUUGGAAAUUCCAUUUUAUACACUCAAAAUUAGCCCAGUAUUACCUGAAGAUGCUGGAAUAUAUCGCUGUCGACUAGAGACUGAUCCUCUGUUUGCCUUGACCAUGAGCUCAGCGCAAGUUCAAUUGGCCGUGUUAGUUCCACCCGUUCCUCCAUCCUCACCGGAAAUUCAAACAUCUAAUAAUCAUUCCGCAACUCUAGUAUGGAAUCAUUUAACAGCUCGAGCUCAUCGCCCGAUCGUUCGUUACUCUGUUGCUGUUCGGAGUCUUUCGAAUAAUCAUCGUUUCAUCAUACCAGCUCCUUCAAAUGCAACAUCUGUCAUCGUUGAUAACCUGUCACCGUUUACCUUAUAUGCGUUCUCCAUUCGAGCUGAGAACAAUGCUGGAAUGAGUGACUUCGGCCCGGAGACGAAACAUCGUACACCAGGGAAUGCUCCAUCUCAACCACCUGUCUUCAUAUCUAUGACAAAUGGAAGUGCGGGAUGUGUUUCAAUGAGCAUUUUACCACCAGAAGAAAUGCAUGGUGACAUUAAAUCUUAUACGGUCAUCACGUCGAAGAGUGAUGAGAGCGAAUCGCGGAGAGAAUACUUUCCUGGAAGUACCCCGAUCCCGCUAAACAUCUGCAACUUACAAUCUAACACUGUGUAUUCCAUAGCUGUCAGUGUUGAAAACGACUUUGGUUUAUCUCCUCCACUCAAAAAGCUUUUCCACUCUGACGAGAUAGUCGCUCCAUUGAUGCCUACUCAAAUGAAAGUGUAUUCCAUGUUAGGGUCGCCAAGGCUCGUUGUCAAAUGGAAAAUGGACAUUUCUGAUGUGAAGCUAGUGAAGCAGUUCAAUAUUUAUUAUAAAAUCAAUGAGCAUAUCCAUUGGAAGGUUGAACACUUGCCAGUUCUUGAUAGCACCGCUACCAGUUUUCGGCAUGAAAUUGGUGGACUAGAUGCAAAUACGGCUUAUCACGUUCGUCUUUCUGCCACUACCGUUAAAGGAGAGGGACCGAAAACUCGACAUCAUGUGGUCACGACUGAUUUCGAAGUUCCACCACCUACUCAGUUGACAGGAUUAUCUUAUGAUUGCCAAGGUGGUAUCAAGAUGGAAUGGCAUAGAAUGAAAGGAAGAGCAGAGUAUCGGAUUGAAAUGGGGAACAAAACACGCAAUCUGAUAUUCAACACCACCGUCAAUAAACUUGAUGUCACUGAGCUAGCUCUCUAUAGUGAGUAUGAUGUUAGGAUUCAAACUACUGUGAUCAGUUCCGUUGAUAACCGGACCCGUAUUCAAGGGCCUUGGAGUGAAGUUCAUCAUUUUAUUCUGAAUGAUCAAUGUGCUUACUACUCAUCCAUUUGUGCCAACAACGCGAAGUGCCAACGUCUAGUACAGGCAUAUCCUAGUCGACGAUUUACUUAUCUUGUUGUUAUUGUUGCUUUAGCCGUUUUCGUACUCUUAUGUUUCAUGGUAGCAUACAUUCUCAAAGGGAGAUGUUUUGAUAUGAAAAGUCUGUUGAAGAAAAAGAAAGAAAAAUGUGUGUAUCUGGAUGAGCUAAGCCCACUAGUUUAUGAUUCUACUGGAUGUGAGGAUAUUCCGGUUGAGUUGUUUUAUGGAUAUUGCGAGGAUUUAGCUCGCAACAAUAAAAGCAAAUAUAGAUCCCAAUUCGAGGUUAUUGAGAAUACGACAUCUAACGAUUGUACUUCACCAGAUGCAUUGCAGAAAAAUCUCGACAAGAAUAGAUAUUUGAAUAUUGGAGCCAUGGAAGCUUCACGUGUUCGGUUGAAUUCAGCAACCGGCUCUGACUAUAUAAACGCCAAUUAUAUAGAUUCAUGCGAUAAAAGGAAUGCUUAUAUAGCUACUCAAGCUCCCUUGCCCUCAACUUUCUCUGACUUCUGGGCCAUGAUAUGGCAGGAGAGGUGCAAUGUUAUUGUGGUUAUAACGAACCUGGUUGAAGAUGGAAGGAGGAAAUGUGAUCAGUACUGGCCUUCGUCUAUCGAUACACCUCAAAACCAUGGUAGUUACCAAGUUGGAUUAGUGUCUGAAACACAAAAUGCUCAUUUUAUUCAUCGUAUCAUAAGCUUGAAGCUCAAUAAAUGUGUUCCACCGGCUGAACGAAGAGUCCAUCAACUUCACUUUAAAGGGUGGCCAGAUCAUGGUGUUCCUGAUUCAGUUUUCCCAUUACUCGAUUUCAUGCAUUAUGUAUCAGAUAUUCAUUCCACGGGUCCUAUUGUAGUACACUGCAGUGCGGGUGUUGGCCGUUCAGGCUCAUAUAUACUCAUAGAUAGUAUGCGUUGUCAUUUGAUAAACUUCCGUCGAUUGAAUCUGAUGGGUCAUCUGAUCCAUAUGAGACGUCAACGUGAGAAAUUAGUGCAAACAGUUGAACAGUAUGAGCUGUGUCAUGAAGCCGUAAGACAGUUGAUACGACAUGGCAUCACACGUGUACAUUCUGAUCUUUUCCAAAGAUAUCUACACUAUUUGUCAGAGGAAAAUAUCAAUGGUAAAACCAGGAUGCAAAUGCAAUAUGAAGAUCUUUGCGAAUGUAAGCACAAUCCCACAUGCGUGCCGAUAGGAGACUAUGUUGUGCUUCCGGGCUAUCAUCGGCUUGACGAGUUCAUCGUAGCGAAUUGGAAAUGUGAAACUGAACAAUUGUGGGAAAUGAUUUGGAGUAAAAACUGCCAGACAGUCAUUUUUCUAGGUGAUCAGAGCUAUUGGUCAGGAAUUGAUCGUGUAGGCGAUAUGUCUAUUGAACAUGGUGAUAAUUUUGUUCUUCUACAAAAUAAAGAAGAUCAGCUUUGUGUACGUAUAAUACCGGUGUCUAAACAUAAACUUGCCAAAGAUGUUUGGGAUGAGAUCGAAAGAAUUCAAAAAGAAAGAUUGGCUUACCAUGAUGCACCUCUAGUCAUUUUGAAUCCAUUUAUAACCAAUACCGAUGCAACUCAUACAGAUUUAAAUAAUGGUAAUAUAGAUUAUAAUGAAAAAGCUUUAUGUAAUACGACGUUUCAUUCACCAGAUCUGUCACCGUCGCUACCAUAUACUCUGUGUGCCUUGACGUCUUUAGCAUGUCAGUUAGAGCAGCAAGGAUGUGUUGAUACAGUUUUGACUAUUUCGUCGUACGCUCAAAUGCACUGUGGUAUUUGGUCCUCAAGAUCUGAUAUAGAGUUUAUAUAUAGCAAAUUACAAUCACUAGUCGGCGGAAGCAGGGUAUGA